Molecule: messenger RNA, 999 nt
Organism: Zootermopsis nevadensis
Lineage: Eukaryota; Metazoa; Arthropoda; Insecta; Blattodea; Termopsidae
Product: protein takeout
Biological process (GO): multicellular organismal reproductive process
Source: RefSeq, a predicted model, not a curated record
AGGUGUUUGUAAAUAUUUACCGCCAGGCGAUAUAUUAAGACAGGUUUCUGGAAUUGUGAAUGUUAGUUGCUGGAUAGUGUUCGUUCAGAAAAUGCUGACGACCGGCUGUCUUAUAGUUCUUUUGACUGUUGGCUCUUAUGCCAUCCUCCCCUUACCACAUUACAUUAAGGCGUGUGUUACCACAGAUGCCACAUUUGUCGAAUGUGCAUUACAACAUGGAAACGAGGCAAUUCCGUACAUAGUCAAAGGCGACAGGAGUUAUAAAAUAAUGAAAAUGGACCCUAUGAAUAUUGCAGAAAUACAAGUGAGGAACGGGCCGAGGCAGGCUGGCCUCUUCCUAACCAUGAGAGAUCUUGAGCUCCACGGCCUUAAGAACGCGGUUCUUCUUAAAUCAGAUUUCAAUUUCGACAAGAGACACUUCAGCCACAAUUUCCAAGUGCCUUUGGUCAGGUUAACGGGGAAGUACAGCGUAUCGGGAAAGGUGCUGUUGCUGCCAAUAUUUGGCAACGGAGACAUGAACGUUACUAUGGUGAACAACACAUUAUCAUACUCGUAUGACUGGGACCUAAAACAGAUGGGAGAUUAUAGACAUAUGAUCUUGAAGAAUUCCAAAGCUGAGAUAAAGCCCUCCAGAGCCUUCAUCCACUUGUCGAACCUCUUCGACGGAGACAAAUUGCUGGGGAACCAAAUCAACGGAUUUCUCACCGAGAACUGGCAGGAACUGUUUAGGGACAUUGGCCCAACAGUAGCGGGAGCCAUCUCUGAGGCCGUCACUUCUGUUGUGAAUGGAAUUUCGAAAGAAGUGCCGUAUGAUGACAUAUUUCCUGCCAGUCUACCCUGAAGAUCAAAUGGCGCAGAGCACUGACAUAACAUUCACGUGUGUGUGUGUUUGUUUCUUUGUCUGCGUGUCUGUCUGUGAAAUUUGUAUCUUAUAUGCGUCAUGUUUGUGUUUGAUUAAAUAUAUUUAUUUUGUACAGUCUAUACACAAACGUUUGAAGU